UGAACGUGGAAUGAAAUGGUUGAACGCUGUUUUUACUUAUUAUAAUAUUUUUCUUCCACUGAAAAAAGCACAAGGUCGAAGUCGACUUUGUCCAACGAGUACGACCAAAUUCCUUGCCCCUAUAAAUUGCAUCUCUAAUCCUCUGUCAAUACAGCACGUACCAGAAUAACGAUCAAUUAAACUUCUUCGCUAAGUAUUUUCAUUUGAUCCUCACAAUCCAACGAAAACAAAAUGUUACUUCAGCUUUCACUCUCAUUUCUUUUCUUUCUAAUUUUCCCGUUAAUCUUCAUUUUCUCGAUAACCAAAAGCUCCAAAUCCAAAAACUCAAUCUCUACUACCAAUCUUCAUGCUCCAAAACCACACCCACUGAUGGGAAACUACUUCCAUCUAAAACAAAACUGGCAUCGUCGAAUUCAAUGGAUAUCUGAUGCAGUCGUCAACUCACCGUCAGCGACAUGGGUCCUACACCGGCCUCUCGGCAGUGGCCAAUUCAUAAUCACCGGCAACCCAGCCAACGUCCAACACAUUCUCAAGACUAACUUUCACAUUUACGAAAAAGGCCCUAUCGUUCGAUCAACCCUGUUUGAUUUUCUUGGCAAUGGAAUCUUUAAUACAGAUGGUGAAACUUGGAAAAUCCAAAGGCAAAUUGCAAGCCAUGAAUUCAAUACCAAGUCUUUACGUAAAUUUGUUCAGACUGUUGUGGAUACUGAACUCUCUCAACGCUUAAUCCCAAUUCUUUCUACGGCUGCCGCUAAUCAAACGGUUCUUGAUUUUCAAGAUAUUCUUCAAAGAUUUGCUUUUGAUAAUAUAUGCAAAAUCGCUUUUGGGUAUGAUCCUGGUUAUUUGUUGCCGUCGCUUCCGCAGACGAAAUUCGCCGACGCUUUUGAAGACAGCGUCAGAAUAAGCUUCGAGAGAUUCAAUUCUUUGUUUUGGAAGAUUAAAAGAGCUUUUGGUAUUGGAUCUGAAAAGCGUCUUAAAGAAGCCAUGUUAGAAGUGCGUGAUUUUGCUUUGAAUAUCGUAAAAAAAAAGAAAGAAGAACUCAAACAGAACUCGUCUCUUGAAUCCGCCGAUCUUUUAUCCCGAUUUUUAAGCUCUGGCCAUUCCGAUGAGACUUUUGUUACUGAUAUCGUUAUCAGUUUUAUAUUAGCUGGCCGCGAUACGACGUCGGCUGCUUUAACAUGGUUUUUCUGGUUACUCUCUAGAAGUACAGAGGUAGAAACCAAAAUUCUUAAAGAGAUAAAAGAGAAAUCGGAGAAUCCUGUUUUCGAAGAAGUGAAGGACAUGGUUUAUACACACGCUUCUUUGUGUGAAAGCAUGAGACUGUAUCCUCCGGUUCCUUCAGACUCCAAAUUUGCCGUGGCCGAUGACGUUUUGCCCGACGGAACGCCGGUGAGGAAGGGGAGUAGAGUUACGUAUCACCCAUACGCGAUGGGGAGACUAGAAAUGCUUUGGGGCUCUGAUUGGGCGGAUUUCAAGCCGGAAAGAUGGCUGGAGAGAGAUGCAGUGAACGAGAAAUGGAAUUUCGUCGGGAAAGAUCCAUAUACUUAUCCGGUAUUUCAGGCUGGGCCGAGGAUUUGUUUAGGGAAGGAAAUGGCUUUUUUGCAAAUGAAGAGAGUGGUUGCCGGUGUUCUAAAUAAGUUUAAGGUAGUGCCAGCGGCCGAGGAUGGUUUUGAACCUGAGUUUAUUGCGUAUUUGACGUCCAAGAUGAAGGGCGGUUUCCCGGUGAGGAUUGUGGAAAGGAGUUAGUGAGCGACCCUUUUGUCGCUUCUGUUUAAUUGCGUAUUAUUUUCUGCAUUAGGUAAAGGCGGGUUAACUUUUUUUUAUUUUUUAAAGAAGCAGGUUAAGGUUAAAUAGGAGAUUAUUAAUUAAUUUGCUUCGUUAUCAUUUGUGUAAAAUUCAACAUUAGAAACCAUUUGUUUUUUUUUAUGUGAAAUUACUAAGACAAAUUUUUUUUUUUUUAAA
Messenger RNA from Jatropha curcas, 1962 nucleotides. The record is from RefSeq and is a predicted model, not a curated record. Lineage: Eukaryota; Viridiplantae; Streptophyta; Magnoliopsida; Malpighiales; Euphorbiaceae.